AUGGAUAUUGAAAAGUUAGGGAAAUCGUUCUACAAUUCCGAUGAACAGCCAUUGAGUGAGCCUAUCAGAAACCUCAAGGCCAAGACAUUGAAUGAGGCUAUAGCAAGAAAAAACCACGAUGUGUUGGUCUCGUACCUGAAAUCAACGGAGGGAUUGAUAAGUAACGAAUUGAGACUCAAGAUAUGGCCCAUACUAUUGGGGUUACCAGAUUCCGAAGGUGCCGAUGUAAGUAGGGAACCAGGUACUAGUCCAGUUGUUGGAGGUGCGGGUAGCUCUUCAUUUAGGACUGCUGACUUUGAUUCGAUUUUGAAUUCCUCAUCAUCGAAUCACACGAACUCACCCGCCAGCUCACUUAGCACUUCGAUAGACUCUAUUUCAGAUUCAGCUACAUUUGUACCCAAAAAGAAGCAUUCAUCGUCUAAGUUAUCGAAGAAUCUCAAAUCCACUUCAUUUUAUUUGAAUGACCUAAAUACCAUCGAUUUACCUCCUCACAAAGAUGAAGAACAAGUGAAAUUAGAUAUCCAAAGAUCGUUCACUGUAUUGUCUCAUUUGCAAUCGCAAAUGGGAGUAAUCAGUGGUAAUGAAAGCAGCUACGGCACCAGCAUCAAUGAAGGUGAUUGCAAUAGCACAUAUACGACCAUUCUUUCCAAGUCAGAUAUUGAAUCAUUAAAAAAGAAACUUCUGAAUCUCAUCAUUAAGAUUUUGAGGAAAUACCCAGCAUUGAACUAUUACCAAGGCUACCAUGAUAUUGCUAGUAUAGUCCUCAUAAUUUGUUACGAUAAGGAAACACAAAUAAUCAAUGAAGAAUUGGCAUUUUCCAUCUUAGAAAAGUUAACUAUAUUUCAUUUGAGAGAUUUCAUGAUUCAGGAUAUUAACUUGUCAGUAAAUCACCUUAGAUUAAUUCCUAAGAUUUUGCAAGUUGCGGAGUUAGACUUAUUUGAACUAUUGAAGCAAACUAAUGGUUCAUUUUUGAUGUCUAAUGGAGAAAUCUUUGACUACAAAUUUUACCAAGGGUUAUCGUCAAUAUUAACCAUGUUUAGUCAUGAUUUAAUAAAUUUGAAACAGAUUUUAACGAUAUGGGAUUUCAUGUUGAGUUACGAUUCUAUAUUGGUAAACAUAUAUGUUUAUACUUCCUGCUUGAUAUACUUUAAAGAUGACAUAUUCAAGGAAUUGGGCUUGCCAUUGGAUGACGAAUAUCAAGAUUAUAGUAAUGUCGACAGGGACAUAGUUCAUACAGUGCUAAGCCCCGGAAAUUUAUUCAAAGAUAUCAAUGAUAUUGAUUUAAUCAAGAUUCUUAAUAAAGCGGAAAGCUUGAUAGAGAAGUUCCCAUUGGAAUUGAACCAAAAUACAAAAUCGCCCCAAAAUGUUAACAAGAAAGUAAACAAUGAAUCAGAUGAAACAAUGUCCGAAAUAGUUGAGGACAAUAAUAAAGGAGUAGACAAUUCUAAAAUUGAUGUCAUUAACGAGGAUGAAGCUAUUGCCGAAAAAGAUCUUAGUAAUUACUCGGAAAGCGAAUGGUUUGAUUUUAAUUCACACUCAGUACUUGUAACGACGUCACUACUCUGCUUCAAUUUAGCAGAUAGAAAAGAAAAAGAUAAACAGUAUAGCUGCCUUUUCAAUAAUUCAACAUUGUCAGAAUGGAUACAGAUACAGGAUGAAGAGAUUGCUAAACAAUCAAAUUAUGAGUUCGAGCAGCAACAAAAGCUUUUCGAAAAACAGAAUCAACAAGUAAAUGAUACUUCAGCUUCAGCUUCAGACUUUAACUCCAGUGGAUCAAUUCUGUUAUCAUCGUCAUUAUCCAGCUUGACAAGUGCCACAUCUAGUUCUGCAAUGAAUGCACUCUCUACAUCGUCAUUAUUACUAAAGAAAAUUUUAAGAGUUGGCAAUACAAUCGAUGAUGAAAGUGAGACUGAUUCCAAGAGUACCAAGAAGAGGAAGAGCAAGGGCCUUACUGACAGGUCACCAUUCCAUAUUAGCAACAUUUAUAAAAUUUCAGUUACUAUUGGAUUUAUUGGAUUUAUGAUCCACUUUCUUCUUGUUAGAAGCAAUACUAGAUUAUCUGAGUACAGCAUAGUCAAGUAUGUAUCUCCGGCGUUUCACAAUGUACGUGAUGAACUUUCGACAAUUAGUUCAGGUUUAAUGAAGGAAGUCAGCGCUGGAAUUUCUAAUGUAUAUAAUUUGGUUUCAGAGAGUGAUGCCAUAUCUAACGGUGCACACAUGGGACAAGUAGGUUUAGGAAAUAUCAGAGGUUUGAUAUUUGGGUUCAACAAAUGA
This is a messenger RNA of Dujonia railenensis, 2274 nucleotides long. The record is from the annotation of a GenBank genome assembly. Lineage: Eukaryota; Fungi; Ascomycota; Pichiomycetes; Serinales; Debaryomycetaceae.